Molecule: messenger RNA, 1633 nt
Organism: Brassica rapa (field mustard)
Lineage: Eukaryota; Viridiplantae; Streptophyta; Magnoliopsida; Brassicales; Brassicaceae
Source: RefSeq, a predicted model, not a curated record
GAGGAGCUUCCACGGCCUUGCUGGUUUCUACAGGCGGUUUGUUAAAGACUUUAGCACUAUAGCAGCUCCCUUGACUGAAGUGAUAAAGAAAGAAGUCGGAUUCAAGUGGGGAGAAGCACAAGAGACUGCCUUCCAAUGCCUUAAAGAGAAGCUUACUCACGCCCCUCUUCUUAUACUACCAGAUUUUAAUAAAACCUUUGAGAUUGAAUGUGAUGCUUCUGGUAUUGGAGUGGGUGCUGUUUUGAUGCAGGAAAAGAGACCCAUAGCUUAUUUCAGUGAGAAGCUUGGAGGCGCCACUCUCAACUAUGCAACUUAUGAUAAGGAGUUGUAUGCCUUGGUGAGAGCUUUGCAGACUUGGCAGCAUUACUUGUGGCCCAAGGAGUUUGUGAUACACACUGAUCAUGAGUCUCUCAAGUACUUGAAAGGACAGAACAAGCUCAGCAAGAGACACGCAAGAUGGGUAGAAUUCAUAGAAACUUUUCCUUAUGUCAUCAAGUACAAACAAGGUAAAGAAAAUAUAGUUGCUGAUGCACUAUCCCGAAGGUAUGUUCUCUUAAACACUCUUGAUGCUAAGCUGUUAGGUUUUGAGCAAAUUAAAGAUAUGUAUGAAUCUGAUCCAGAUUUUAAAGAAGCUUAUAACUCUUGUGAGAAAUUUGCUGCUGGACAUUAUUUUAGACAUGAUGGAUUCCUCUUUUAUGAUAAUAGACUGUGUGAUGUGAGCUUGACUGAACCAGUAGCUGAUCUUGCGCAUGAAGAGCUGGAAGAGAGUGACAGUGAAGAGGAGCUGGAUGAGACGAACACUACAAUUGGAUACAAGGAGCUGGAUGGGAGUUCAAUUGGAUUUAACUCAGCACGAGACCCAUUCUCUUUCUCCAAUGGGCCAAUAACCAGAUCAAAGACAAGACAAUUGAAGGAGGCAAUAUUCGGAUUGGUUUACACUAAACCAAUCUCGACAUCUGAAGAAAACCAAGUCAAAGAAGCCUUGAAGAUAUUCAAUUGUUCAAUCUUCAACACUACCUAGUUUUUACUUAAGAUAUUUUCGAAAACUACAAGUCCUUGGUGACUCUUUGCAUUCCUUUCUUUCUACUUAAACUCUCUGCAAGAUCUGAAUAAAAUCAAUCACUUUUGUUAUCAAAAUUCUCUCUAAACUUGUGAUUCCUUUGUUCAGUUUUUGGACAUCGAAUUUGGCUAGAAGAGUGAUCUUCCUUAAGCCUUGAUCUUGUUCACUAGUGGGGCUGCCUCUCACGGACUAAGAUCAUCCCAAUCAGUGCCUGAUCAUUCCGCAGAUCAUCACUGAAACCAUCUCUACCAUCGAUCACCAAUCCCCUUUCUAUCAACUCAUCAAUCGAUCAUCUUUCCAUCAGUGUUAGUAACCUGAUCCAUCACCACCAAAUCAAUACCAGAUCGACCCUCAAGAGCAUCCUAGGGUUCUUCCUUGACCAGGAAGCUAUUAAGUGGUAUCAGAGCAGCUUGAGGGCUUCUAAUCAAAGGGGUUUGUCGAUUCAAUUCUUCUCUCUCUGUUUUGGGAACCUAAUUUCCUUUUCUGAUUCUCUGCAACUCUCUGCAGUUUUCUUUUUCUCUUUACUUUCUAUCUGUUGUAUCUGCAAGGGGGCCAACCAGUAUAAAAAAAAAA